UUUUUGGGGUAAAAUCACACAAUAAAGAAAAACCAGAGGGAUGCUUUCAAUUUUUGUUUUGUUUUGGUUGAGUGAUUGCAGAAGCGAACUAGAGAGAGAGAGAGAGAGAGAGAGAGUGUCAAGAAAGUCUUCUCUUUCACACCUUUCGUUUUCUCGAACCUCUUUAAAGAUGGUGGAGGAAUCUUGGGUUUGACAACUCAUUAACAGCCUCUUUUAAGCUGCAAGCAUCCAAGGAAGGUCUAUCAAGUUUGAUUUUCCUUUGAUGUGGUGUUAUACCCUUUUUUUUAACCUUGAUCCUCUGAUGAGAAAUUAAGCAGCUUUAUCAUUUUCGUCUUCAAGCUUCUAGAAAGGCAACUUCUUUUUUUGGGUUUGUGGAGAUGGGGUUUGUGAAAAAUGGAAAUUUGACUAUCUGGGUCUUUCCCAUUUUUGCUUCCAGGAUAGAUUAGUGGUUUUGUUCUUGAGUCUUGGGACUGAUUUUGUCUUUUGAAGGGAGAAAAUUAGGGUUCUUAUUUAGUAACUUUUGGGUUGUUUAAGACAUGGAGGAGAUAGAAGGAACCAACAGAGCAGCUGUAGAGAGUUGUCAUAGAGUUCUUAACCUCUUAUGUAGACCACAGCAACAAGAUCAUGGUUACGACAGGAGUUUGGUGUCUGAAACUAGAGAAGCUGUGUUUAGGUUCAAGAGAGUGGCGAGCCUGUUGAACAAAAGUGUGGGUCAUGCCAGGUUUAGAAGAGCCAAGAAACUUCAGACCCAUUUGUCUCAAAGCAUCUUCCUUGAUCCUUGUCACCAAAGAACAGAACUUCCAUCACCUCUGAAAACACCCGUACUCCGGUCUGGUUUCCAUGAAUUGAGCUUGAGACCCACAGAUUCCCUCACUUUAGGGACCCGGUCUUUCAGUCUAAACUCAGAUUCAAAAGCCCCUCUCCUUCAGCUUAGCCAGCAGGCAAUGCCUUCUUCAAAUUAUCCGAGGCUGUUUCCAGAGCAUCAACAGCAACAACAGUUACAUGAAAGGUUACAAGCUCACCAUCUCCAUCAGCAACAGCAGCAGCAACAACAACAGAAACAUCAAGCUGAGUUUAUGCUUAGGAAGUGCAACGGUGGGAUAAGUUUGAGUUUCGAUAACUCGAGCUGUACUCCAACAAUGUCAUCUACUAGGUCCUUUGUUUCAUCGCUUAGCAUAGAUGGUAGUGUCGCUAAUAUAGAAGGAAAGAACUCCUUCCAUUUGGUAGGGGUUCCGAGUUCAACGGAUCAGAGUUCACAACACUCUAAGAGGAAAUGCUUCAUGAAAGGAGACGAACAUGGAAGCAUCAAAUGCGGGAGCUCUAGCAGAUGCCACUGCUCUAAGAAAAGGAAACAUCGGGUUAGGAGAUCGAUCAGAGUGCCUGCUAUAAGUAACAAGGUCGCAGAUAUCCCUCCUGAUGAUUAUUCAUGGCGAAAAUAUGGUCAGAAACCCAUCAAGGGCUCUCCUUAUCCCAGAGGGUAUUACAAAUGCAGUAGCAUGAGAGGUUGUCCAGCAAGGAAGCACGUUGAGAGAUGUUUAGAAGAUCCGGCAAUGCUUAUUGUAACAUAUGAAGCAGAGCAUAAUCACCCGAAGCUGCCAUCUCAAACCGUUACAACUUAACUCUCUCAUUUAUCUUGUGGUCAAGCAAAAAACUUGUCAUGAAUGUUCUCUUUUGUGCGCGAUGAUCGACCUUUGACUUUGCUCCAAUAUUGUGAUAUAUGAUGGGGGGGAGCAGUGCUUUUGGUGGGGUAGAUUUUGCUUGCGAGAGUUUGCAGCAAUUGAUGAAUUUGGGGGUUCAGGGGUAAAUGUAGGAUUUGUCAAGACUCUUCUUUUCUCUCUCAAGUUUAUUGCUCUUAUUGAGUCCAAGUUUUCUUCUACCUAUGUAUCUUUUGGGUUUUUAUAAAAUAUGGAUGAUGUUAGAAUUUGGAGAUUUGUGUUGUGAUUUUGCAUUA
Molecule: messenger RNA, 1951 nt
Organism: Eutrema salsugineum
Lineage: Eukaryota; Viridiplantae; Streptophyta; Magnoliopsida; Brassicales; Brassicaceae
Product: probable WRKY transcription factor 21
Exons: 4
Coding region: 537-1619 (360 amino acids)
Biological process (GO): regulation of DNA-templated transcription
Molecular function (GO): DNA-binding transcription factor activity; sequence-specific DNA binding
Source: RefSeq, a predicted model, not a curated record